UCGUUCUGCCGCAUCAAACUCUUGUCAAGCAAGGCAUAGAAUCAGAAGCAGCGAGGAGGAAAAUCAGUCGGAAAAUCUUCUUAAAUUUAGUAAAAUCAUUCGCUUAUUGGAAAUAAUGUCCGUAGCAAACGUUGCCAGCUACCUGGCGGAACAGAAGAAAACUUCUGAUAAGGAACUGGCCGCAGAGUGGACUCAAAUCGAGGAGUUGUACAAUGAGAAGUUGUGGAAUGAAUUAACUAUCAAAUUGAACAGUUUCGUUAAGAAUCCGGCUCUACAGAACGAGGAAUCUUUGUUAGGACUCUAUCAUAACUUUAUCACUUCUUUCGAAACCAAGAUGAACCCCUACGGCCUGGUGCAGAUCCUUACGGUGGUGAUUUCAUUCAUCGAAGACAAAAAGGAGGCCGUAGCCUUCUUGGAGAAGCUCAAGGAAAAGGUUAAAGUCUGCGAUGAGGCACUUUGGAUGUGCAAAGUGCUCCAGGGACAAAUCUAUCUGGAACAUUUGAACGAACUCGACGAGACGAAAAAGAUUAUCGAGGAUCUGAAGGAUAUCCUGGAGGAGGCCGGUAACGUAACGCCAGUCCACGGCAAGUACUACAUGCUGGCGGCCAACUAUUACCGUCUGGUCGGUCAACACAGCGACUAUUACCGAUGUGGUUUGCAGUUUUUGGGCUGCUCGAUGGACACGUAUCCGAAGGACCAAUGGGCCCAGCAAGCAUUCUUCCUUGGUUUGGCCGCUCUGCUGGGCGAAGGUAUCUACAACAUCGGUGAAUUGUUGGCCCACCCGAUCCUGGAAUCGCUCAACGGAACGGAGAACGAGUGGCUGGUCGAGCUGUUGCGUGCUUUCAAUUUCGGCGAUAUCGUAAAGUUCGAACAGAUGAAACCCAAGUGGAGCACGAUUGCCGAUUUGGCCGCCCAAGAGGUGAAACUGCGACAGAAAAUAUCCUUACUGUGUCUGAUGGAAAUGACGUUCAAGCGGCCGGCCAACAAGCGAACUAUCAGCUUCGAAGAAAUUGCCAAGGAGGCAAAAUUGCCGAUUAAAGAAGUUGAAAUACUGAUAAUGAAGGCACUCGCCCAGGGCUUGGUCAAGGGAGCGAUCGAUGAGGUGGCCGGUGUGGUCAACAUGACCUGGGUUCAGCCGAGGGUGUUGGAUCGGAAACAGGUUGCGGCCAUGGCCGGUACGCUGGACAACUGGAUGGCGUCGAUCACCAACAUGGAACAGCUGAUCGAAAGCCGGGCGAGUGAAAUUUUGACGAACUGAUUUUCUUUACUUACCUUUAUAAUAUAAAACGUACGUUUUCGUUUGUAAAUUGGAUCUUUUUAUUCAAUGAAAAGCUGAUAGAUUAUACUUUA
Messenger RNA from Malaya genurostris, 1350 nucleotides. RefSeq names its product 26S proteasome non-ATPase regulatory subunit 13 (gene Rpn9). The coding region runs from base 116 to 1258 and encodes 380 amino acids. Lineage: Eukaryota; Metazoa; Arthropoda; Insecta; Diptera; Culicidae. Gene Ontology annotation, molecular function: structural molecule activity. Gene Ontology annotation, biological process: ubiquitin-dependent protein catabolic process. The record is from RefSeq and is a predicted model, not a curated record. The transcript is spliced from 5 exons. Gene Ontology annotation, cellular component: nucleus; proteasome regulatory particle, lid subcomplex; cytosol.